AUGUAUGUUAAAAACAAAAGGGAAAUAAUCUCAGGCCGACCAGAAGAACACACUGACCCUGCAGCUGCCAGCGGCUCCUCUCCCCUCAGCCGCGGUCCCGGGCCAGAGCCGAGCACGCAGCUCCUCCGGCAGACAAAAGGAGCGCGGAGCGCGACCCCGCAGAGCUCCGCAGAGCAAAAAAAGGCAAGAGGUGAAAUAAGGUUUCUCAUCCUGAAAUCUGAAAGAUUAAUUCUUCUACCAGAAGAACCUGAGGACUUGACCCAGGAUGAUCACACAGACCUUGCUUCGAAAAUUCCGAUAAACAGCUUCCUUUCCAGAUUUUGUGUGAAGGCUGACACAGGAGAAUUUCUAGGUAAAUUGUAUUGUGAAGGUUUGCCAAAUGUGUCUCCGUUAAUUCACACAGGUCCUGAUGGAGAGAAGGCCUGGCCAAAUAAAUACCCAUUUUGUGCAGGAGUAUUCCAAUCACCAAUUGAUUUCCACGAAGAUAUUCUCCAGUAUGAUUCUAACCUCGUGCCUUUGGAAUUCAUAGGCUAUGACGUGCCCUCCACUGACCAGUUUACAUUGAUCAAUAAUGGCCAUUCAGUGAAAAUGUAUCUGUCACCUGCUAUGUCCAUCAGAAACCUCCCGUUUGAAUACACUGCAUCUCAGCUUCACCUGCACUGGGGGAACAGAAACAAGUCUGAGGGCUCUGAGCACACUGUCAGUGGGAAGCACUUUGCAGCAGAGCUGCAUAUUGUACAUUACAAUUCUGAGAAAUACCCAGAUGUAACGGCAGCAAUGGACAAAGCUGAUGGACUGGCUGUUCUGGCUGUUCUCCUGGAGAUUGGACCCUUCAACCCAUCCUAUGAAAAGAUCUUCAGGCACUUCCAGAACGUGAGAUACAAGGAUCAGAAGGUCCUGGUCCCUGGUUUCAAUAUUCAAGAGCUGCUUCCUGACAGGCUGGAUGAGUACUAUCGCUAUGAAGGAUCCCUGACAACCCCUCCCUGCUACCCGAGCGUUCUCUGGACAGUUUUCCGACACCCCGUUAAAAUUUCUCAGGAGCAGUUACUGGCACUGGAAACAGCCAUGUACUGCACAGAGAGUGAUGACCCAGAACCCUUGGAAAUGGUUGAUAACUUCAGAAACGUUCAGGAAUUCCAUGAAAGAUUGGUUUUCAUCUCCUUCCAUGAAGGUUUUGUGGUUUCUGUUGGGAUAGCCUGCAUUCUGGGAGUUCUCAUCAUUCUUGCAGUAGCCUUCUGGCUACUGAAGAAGAAAAGCAGCAAAAAGGGAGGUGAAGACAACAGAGGAGUCAUCUACAAACCAGGCACGCAAAAGGAGGAAGAAGACAUCUCCAAAAUGUGAUGCCCUGCUCUGUCACAAACGCCCCUUUUUGGUCAUAGCACUGAUUUAUUUUGGAUUGGUGAAACACAUCUUUUAUUCUUGACUAAUGACAACCCUCAAGAGAGCUCUAAACCAGCGAAAACUUUUCUGUAUCCCUUGUCCUCUUGUUUUCCAGAGAGCUGUGAUCAGUGAAUCCCCCUGAGCUGAAUUCCCCACCACAUUCUUUUCAUGUCUGCUGCUUACUGAGUCUGGGUGUUUUAAUUGACUUUACAGUUAAUCCUAAACUCCAGUUUUAUGGUUUGUUUAGCACAGGUAUUCAAAUCUGAAGACACUCAUCAAGCUACAAGUGCUCUUCCCAGCUAAAACAAGGUAUUGGUUUUAGCAGCAUGAAUAUCAACAAGAUAAAGGGCAAACUGUAUUUGACAUCACUAUCUGAACUGGGUGGUUCAGCAGAUAGAGUUUUGAAAAGCACAGGGUAUGAUGCCAGUGUGUUCGCCAAUGGAAUGGUGAUGUUAGAGGAAAAGACAAGUGUAAAUACAAUGAAAGCCACAUGGAUUAUUAAUGGGGGUCAACCUCAGGAACUCAGUGCUGAGAAAACACAACUGCUAGAGGAACAGCCUCACAAAUCUGUUAGGGAAGUAUGCCCCUCACUGUCACAGGAAUUAGAGAAGCAGGUUGUCUCCUUAUCCUGCUCUUAGCUAUAGUGUGUGUAUGAAUGAUGUGACGACAACAUGGUUGCUGCUGCCUUUAAGCAGACUUGUCAUUUAACCACAAAAUCCUGAUAGAUUUUACAGUGUAUAUUACAGCUGAAGUUACACAGUAGACUUUUUUUCUGAUUUAAUUCUCUUAGUAAUCUCAUUCCCAGAAAGAAAGCUAAACUAUCUUUUCAAACCUCAUAAAUUAGAUACUCAGAGAUUCAUGAUGCAGUUUUGGAAGUGAGAAGCGUAAACCUGAUUCCACUGCAGACAAUGUAGAACAUCACUGACUUCACACUGAAGACCAGGGUGUUUCCAACCUACCCCGAUUCAUGCAGACUUCCUCUUAAAUCUGAUAUCUACAGUGCAGAUCUGAAAUGCUUAUACUUCAGCAUGCACACAGGAAGUGGCAGACCACAGAAUUAUACUUAAAAUAACUUCAGGUCUGAAUGUUGCUGAACACUACCGGGGAAGUUUCAAUCUGAACUUUAUACUUAGAUCCCUUUUAUAUUCACUUGCAGCACCACCAGGUCUGUGAUUUUAAAGAAAUAAACUCUUACGGUACGUAUUUCCUCCUUUCAAGAUGGCAGACUCAGACUGUUUCAGCACAGAGUGUUUUAGAUUCUUCCUCUUCCAUCCCCAAGAAAACUGUGUGAUGUCAAAAGCAGGCUUUUGAGUGCAAGGAGAAAUAACUUAUUAAUACUAACUGCACAUGAAAUGUAGGAGGACAAUCUUACAACUGAGUACACUGCAUAUGCCAGCCUUUUUAUUGCACAUAAACAAGUACAUAAAGAUCAUCCUGUUGAAAUGUUUGAAAUGACUUAAAAAGCAGCAUUUGUG
Messenger RNA from Ficedula albicollis (Collared flycatcher), 2855 nucleotides. It is a transcript of the gene CA12, whose product is annotated as carbonic anhydrase 12. The transcript is spliced from 10 exons. Gene Ontology annotation, cellular component: plasma membrane. Gene Ontology annotation, molecular function: carbonate dehydratase activity; zinc ion binding. Lineage: Eukaryota; Metazoa; Chordata; Aves; Passeriformes; Muscicapidae. The record is from RefSeq and is a predicted model, not a curated record. The coding region runs from base 1 to 1341 and encodes 446 amino acids.